CCGCCAGGCUGCUGGUGCAGCUAGUUGUUCGGAAUCUUCUUGCCGAGCAUGUGGUGUGGCAGUGGCGUCACUACACUUUCCGCAGUCACUAACAAAACUAAGUGAGACCGAUAUAUCGCUUUCUCUUUUCGUGGGCUGAAUAGAGUUGAAGUCAGAGAUCGCUUUUGGACGAGUUCAAGGAAGUGAGGCACGUGGGGAGGUCAAGAGCGAUGAAACCCGAGGGAAUUGAGGGUACGGAACGGUUUUUGAGCUCUGGUAAAGGCCGGGGACUCAGAGCCACAAAGCAUUUCAAAGUUGGCGAUCUGGUGUUUGCCUGUCCGGCGUAUACUUACGUGCUGACAGUGAAUGAGAGAGGCGGACACUGCGAAUUCUGCUUUACCAGGAAAGAAGGGCUUUCAAAGUGUGGAAAAUGUAAACAGGCGUACUACUGCAAUGUAGAAUGUCAGAAAGGAGAUUGGCCAAUGCACAAGCUGGAGUGCUCGGCUAUGUGCACAUAUGGCGAGAACUGGUGUCCAUCAGAAACAGUGCGACUGGUCGCUAGAAUAAUUCUGAAACAGAAAACCCAGACAGCGAGCACUCCAUCAGAAAGAGUGUUGGCUCUUAGAGAAUUGGAAGCACAUUUGGAUAAGCUAGACAAUGAGAAGAAUGAGAUGAAUGAUACAGACAUUGCAGCACUCCACCACUUUUACUCCCAGCACCUCGAUUUCCCUGAUAAUGCAGCACUUACGGAGCUCUUCGCCCAGGUGAACUGUAAUGGCUUCACUAUUGAAGAUGAGGAGCUUUCUCAUUUGGGGUCUGCUGUAUUUCCAGAUGUUGCUCUGAUGAACCACAGCUGUAGUCCAAACGUGAUUGUGACGUAUAGAGGUACAGUGGCAGAGGUGAGGGCUGUGCAAGAAAUCAACCCUGGAGAAGAGAUUUUCAACAGUUACAUUGACCUCCUGUAUCCAACAGAAGAUAGAAUUGAAAGGUUGAGAGAUUCUUAUUUCUUUACCUGUGAUUGUAAAGAAUGCACCUCGAAGUCAAAGGACAAGGCCAAAAUGGAGAUGCGUCAAAAGCUAAGCACACCUCCUGAGGAUGAGGAAAUCACACAGAUGGUGAGGUAUGCCAGAAAUGUCAUCGAGGAGUUCAGAAGAGCUAAGCACUACAAAACCCCCAGUGAACUGCUGGAGAUUUGUGAAUUAAGCCUGGAGAAAAUGGGUUCAAUCUUUGCAGAUACCAAUGUGUACAUGCUGCACAUGAUGUACCAGGCAAUGGGUGUCUGUCUUUAUAUGCAGGAUUGGGAUGGAGCAAUGAAAUAUGGCGAAAAAAUUAUCCAGCCCUACAGUGUGCACUACCCUCCCUACUCACUGAAUGUGGCCUCCAUGUACCUGAAACUUGGAAGAUUGUACCUAGGACUUGAGAAGAGGACGCAAGGAGUAAAAGCUUUAAAGAAGGCUCUUGCAAUCAUGGACAUUGCCCACGGUAAAGACCACCCAUACAUCACUGAGAUUAAGAAGGAAAUGGAAGAGCAGAAAUAAUGAGAGCACCAGGAGGAAUAUGCAUCAAACGCUGACAUGUGUCUUAUACCUCUUCUUGGAAUAUACAAAGUGAUGUCAAAAUUGUCUGUCAAUCUGAGAUGUCAUUUACACAGAUUUUUAGGUUUGUAAAUAGAUGGCCUGAGUCAGAGAAUUUCGUUGCUUGUAUUUUAUGCUUUGGGAAAAAUGUUCUGCACUGUUUUCUGUGAAGAAGGGCUAAGAUUUAAGAAUCAUAUCACAUAUACAAGGUUUUUAACUAUAAACAUUUUGCCCUAUCAUGUAGCAAUGGUAUUGCUGUUUUGAAUAGCUUCAAAUCUAUCAAAUAUUUAUUUGUAUUUGAUAGAUUGUUGCAUGGUUCUUAUUUUGCACCGAUCAAAGUAUAUCAUUGAUACUGUUAAGAUAUUGGACUUCCAAUAUUUCAGUACAUUUCAGUCAUAGUGUUACUUUCAUACUUGCUUCUUUGUUUGUUAAAUGUUUCUUGUUUGAUUGGAAUUGUGUAAUUUUCGCAGGUGGCAGCAGCGAAACAAUAAUGAAUGCAGACUGCCACAUGCUUGAAAUUUAAUGUGACAACACUAAAGUAAUAAAUUCCUGAAGAUAAACACUGA
Messenger RNA from Myxocyprinus asiaticus (Chinese sucker), 2119 nucleotides. Its product is annotated as N-lysine methyltransferase SMYD2-A-like. NCBI's taxonomy places the organism in Eukaryota, Metazoa, Chordata, Actinopteri, Cypriniformes, Catostomidae. The transcript has 12 exons. The record is from RefSeq and is a predicted model, not a curated record. Bases 210 to 1517 code for a protein of 435 amino acids. Gene Ontology annotation, molecular function: protein binding. Gene Ontology annotation, cellular component: nucleus.